Zychaea mexicana is the source of this 2141-nucleotide messenger RNA. RefSeq lists its product as uncharacterized. The record is from RefSeq and is a predicted model, not a curated record. The transcript has a single exon. Gene Ontology annotation, biological process: TOR signaling. Bases 107 to 1789 code for a protein of 560 amino acids. Gene Ontology annotation, cellular component: TORC1 complex; fungal-type vacuole membrane. Lineage: Eukaryota; Fungi; Mucoromycota; Mucoromycetes; Mucorales; Lichtheimiaceae.
AUAGAUAUUAUACACACUCAGCGAUCGAAUCGAAGCAAUUCUAUUGGUUCACCUUGUUACCAAACUGAAAAGCGAGAACCAUAAAGUAGGAAAAGUGAAAAAAAACAUGGUUCUUCAACCUUUACUAUUACCAUCUCCACCCAACACUGCCGCACACAAAAUGGCCACUACUACUGCACCGCCAACAGCACAUGGGAAUACGACAGCCAUAACCAAUACCGCAACAACAAAUACUACGAAUCACCAUAAAAAGCAUACCCGACAUCAUGUCAAGCGACGAUCCACUGGCCGCGUCCAUGUGACAAAACUAGCGCCCAUGGCCAGAGCCAAUGCUUCUGCUCACACCGACACUGAAGCCGACGAGUACGAUCACACUGGCUCAACAAAACGACCUCACAUGCGACGCUCUCAAAGUCAACGAUCCCUAAAUAGACUUUCUUCAUUUGAGCGAAAAGGAGGAAUGACCGCCAUGGCUCCACUCCAUCCUCCUCAACCUCAAAAGAACACAGCAAUUAGUAAUAGUGAGAACAAUAAUAGCACCAUUACGGCUAAUACGUCGACGAUUUCACCACCGACCACACCUCCUUUGCAAGCAAAAGGCAAGCAACAACAACAACGGUCUUUGCCGCCGCCGUCGUCGGCCUCCUCCUCCUCCUCCUCUUCGUCGUCGUCCUCAGAAGAAGUGGAAGAAAUGGAAAUAAAGAAGCACCAGCAACGUUUGGAAAGAAAUGUGGAAGAGGAUCAAGAGAUUGCUUGUCCAACACCGUCUGUUUCGUCACCUACUGUGCUUCGUAAUGACUGCAGGAACAGCAACAAAAGCCUUUCAACCAUUGCCAGCAAACCCUCCAUUUUGUCACAACGGGGAACAGCCGCACCGAUUGAGCAGACGUUCAAUGCUGUCGCAAACAAUCUGGUUGCACCUGAUAAAGCUGCUUUGCCAGCGUUCCAUAAACAAGCCACGUCACCGUCUAAAUCACCGUCUUCACAAUCCGAUUCACAUAAAACGAAGAAGCGUAUGCCUCCAUUACGCUCUCAAUUCAUCGACGAACAUAGCCAUCAUCAUAACAGCAACAACAGUCAGCAACAACAACAACAUCCGGAGUCUGUCGCCGCUGAUCCUCAUCACUCUCAGCAUAGCAACAGUUUGAAACGAUCCAACAUGGAAAAGUCGCCACGACAAAGCAAUGUUGCAUCAGCCGCUACUGCACAACCGCCCGGGAUCUCACGUACGCAGCAAAAGCUUUUGUUACAACGACAGCACUGUCUUGUCGACGACGAGAACAACCUGGGACAUCCGCGCAACAUGUUGCGAUUAACAAGGGAAUUAGAGCGUGUGGGUCGAGAGUAUCGAUGUGUACGACGGUAUCGAGAUCCAAUGCUGGAAAGUCUACAACGAUGUGCAUCGGCAGGGAAUGUCCAGCAGCAAGAGCAUAAUCCCCAUCCACGUCGUUUACAAGUCAACCAUCGUACCCGCUCAUUCUCUGUACUUCCGUCCUCUUCCAAUGGUGCCUAUGACCAUCCCGACAAUGACCAUCCUAUCCCUCAUUCAGAACAACGACAAGCCAUCCAUCGUCGUCAACAACAACUCAAACUGCUUGCCAUGGCCAAUCAUCACAGCAAUGGUGGCAACAGCAAUCACAGACAUAGCUUGCACACGUAUUCGUCUGGUGGUAUGCAUUCGUCAUCGCACCAACAGCAACAGCAGUCCAACACGGCAUUGGAUAUGAUCCGUUGGAGUGCGGGUGCUCUUCUGGAUCGUGUUUGGUAUGGUGGCAAUGGUUCUAGUUAAGCACUGCUGGGCAAAUCCUCCAAGUAGUUGUGCCUCUUUUUAUUUGAGAUUGUUUGCGAGCUUCUCUUCAUUCCCAUGUUCCUUUUUUUUUAUUUGAUUUCCUGAUUGUAAAGUAACUUUUUUUCUUGUUUCUUCCCCAACUUGCUUUUACUCUAAUCUUAUUAUUAUAGCAAUAUCUCAAUCCUCCUUCUCCAUCUCUCUGUGUCCGAGUGUUUCCAUCAUUUAUCUAUUCACCUACCUAUCUAUCUGUUUUUAUAUGUACUAUCUUCUUGAGCCUUUUAAAAGGAUCCUUUAUUUUACCCAAAGUGUACAAUGUUAAAUUAAACGAAAGUGUACAAUAGUUGACUGCUUG